Funneliformis caledonium is the source of this 1393-nucleotide messenger RNA. Lineage: Eukaryota; Fungi; Glomeromycota; Glomeromycetes; Glomerales; Glomeraceae. The record is from the annotation of a GenBank genome assembly.
AUGACUUCACAGCAAAAACUGAGAAUUGAACGAGACACGUUUGGUGACAUUGAGGUUCCUGCGGACCGUUACUGGGGUGCGCAAACUCAAAGGUCUCUCAAAAAUUUUGACAUUGGAGGCCCAACCGAACGCAUGCCUGAACCUUUGAUAAAGGCAUUCGGUAUAAUAAAGCAAGCUGCUGCUACUGUGAAUAUGACCUAUGGUCUUGACCCAAAAAUAGGUAACACUAUCAUCCAGGCUGCAGAGGAGGUGAGCAAGGGAAAACUUUUAGAUCAUUUUCCUUUGGUAGUGUGGCAGACAGGUUCUGGAACACAAACCAACAUGAACGCAAAUGAGGUCAUUGCAAAUAGAGCCAUCGAAAUAUUAGGUGGUCAACUUGGAAGCAAAAAUCCGGUUCACCCCAAUGAUCACGUGAAUAUGAGUCAGUCCUCAAAUGACACUUUUCCUACAGCCAUGCAUGUGUCCGCAGCUAUCGAAAUUAACGAGCGACUUAUUCCCGGAUUGACCCUGUUGCGUGACGCGAUUGCGGAAAAAUCAAAAGAAUUUGAAAAAAUAAUUAAAAUAGGAAGAACUCAUUUGCAAGAUGCUACACCGCUUACUCUUGGCAAUGAAUUCUCUGGAUACGCACAACAAUUGACAUUUGGUAUUGAGCGUGUUAAAACAACUUUACCAAGAAUAUAUUACUUAGCACAAGGUGGUACGGCCGUUGGAACCGGAUUGAAUACCCGUAAAGGAUUUGACGUAAAUAUUUCUAAUGAAAUUGCGAAGAUAACCGGAUUACCAUUCCAGACAGCGCCUAACAAGUUCGAGGCGUUGGCAGCUCAUGAUGCUAUAGUGGAAGUCAGUGGAGCUCUCAAUACUGUAGCCGUCUCUUUUAUGAAAAUAGCAAAUGACAUACGUCUUCUUGGUUCUGGACCUCGUUGUGGAUUCGGUGAACUUUCACUUCCCGAAAACGAACCUGGAUCUUCAAUUAUGCCCGGUAAGGUUAACCCAACCCAAAGUGAAGCUAUGACAAUGGUUGCUGCACAAGUAAUGGGUAAUCAUACUGCCAUAUCUAUAUCUGGUUCCAAUGGACAUUUCGAAUUAAACGUAUUUAAACCUGUUAUGAUUAAAAAUCUACUUCAUUCGAUCCGUAUUUUGGGCGAUGCAAGUGUGUCCUUUACAAAGAAUUGUGUUGUCGGGAUCAAGGCUAAUGAAGAAAAGAUUAAUACGAUUAUGCAACAAAGCCUUAUGCUUGUUACUGCUUUGAAUCCACAUAUUGGAUAUGAUAACGCAGCUGCUGUAGCGAAGAAAGCACAUAAAGAAAAUUCGACGUUGAAAGAGUCCGCGAUCAAAUUAGGACUUCUCACUUCCGAGCAGUUUGUUGAAUAUGUUAAGCCAGAACAAAUGCUCG